Macrosiphum euphorbiae (potato aphid) is the source of this 1872-nucleotide messenger RNA. NCBI's taxonomy places the organism in Eukaryota, Metazoa, Arthropoda, Insecta, Hemiptera, Aphididae. The record is from the annotation of a GenBank genome assembly.
AUGGAACAAAUUAUGGAGGAUGAAACAAUUAAAUACGACAUAAAAGUGACAAACGCUUUUAAGAAGUAUGGACAAAAUAAUGUAUUUGACGGUUUGAACAUGUCUGUGAAAUCCGGUUCUAUGAAAACCUUUGAAUACUAUGGAUCACUUUAUAGAAUGAGCAAGAUAAAUAUUAAAAACAAAUUAAAUGAGCUUAAUGAAUUCCUAAAGUUUCCAGAUUUAAAUAGUUACCUUAAUGAAAUAAGUGGUGGCCAGAGUAGAAAAGUAUCUUUUGGUAUUAGCUUAUUACAUGACCCCAAAGUUAUGAUUUUGGAUGAACCUACUGUUGGAAUUGACCCUUUACUGAGAGAAGGAAUUUGGGCUGAGCUUACAAAAAUGGCCAAAGAACAAAAAAAAACAAUCAUAAUAACUACUCAUUAUAUCGAAGAAGCAAAUAAAUCUGAUUGCGUCGGCUUAAUGAGGAAUGGUUUAAUAAUUGAAGAAGGACCACCUCAAGAUAUCCUUAUCAAAUAUGGUACAGAUACAUUGGAGUCAGCUUUUUUAACUCUUUGCUGUAAUCAAAGAACAAUUAUUAAAAAAGUCGACAACACUGUUCAAGUAAAAGAAAAAGUUUCACAAAAAAAAAUACUGGAAUCGGGAAACUUCGAUUUGUAUAGAAUUAAAGCAUUGUUAAAAAAAAAUUACCGUGUAUUCUCUCGAGAUUAUUUGUUGUUAUUUACUUUGAUCUUACUUCCCAUAUUACAAACAUUCAAUUUUUGUUUUGCGAUUGGAGUACCGUUCAAAGGUAUGAAAAUAGCUUAUAAAAACGACGAGAUUAAUAUUUUAGAUUGUCAAUAUUCAAACGUUAAUGGGUGUAUUUUUGACGAAAAUAGCAAUCAAACAAUGAGCUGUGUUAUCAUGAACUACCUCUCAUCACAUGAUUAUGAAUUAGUCGAAGUACAAGAUCGGGAAGUUGCUGAAGUUGGUAUGAAUCAUAUAGAAUAUAUUGCAUUUCUAUAUUUUCCCAAAAACUAUACUAGUGGUUUAACAAAAUAUAUUAAUGACCGUCAAUAUUUUGAUUUAGAAUCUAUAAUGUUUGUUCAUUUAACAAAUGAAAAUAUUUUAUUUAAAAAUCAAAUUACAUUAGAUGUAUUACAAUCAAUAAAUUAUCUAAUUAUGGAAGCAUUAAAUAGUUGCUCUAACAAUCCAGUGUCAAUCGGUGUACCCUUGGAGAUCAAUAAUGUAGUUGGAGAAGAAAUAAAAUCAUUUGCCAAUAGUACCAUUGCUCUUUUUAUAGCCAUGAUAGCAUUUUAUUGCCCGAGUGUAUUUGUGGUAAGCGUAAUGAUGGCGGAAAAAAUGGAUGGACUCCUUAGCCGAUCGAUGUUUGCAGGUGUCAAAAUAUUGGAAUUGAUAAUUUCCAUGUUGUGUAUCACAACAGUGUUACUUUUGUUUCAAAUGAGUUUCUCCUGUUUUAUUUCAUAUAUUUUAUUUUUGAAUCCUAUACAAAUAACCAAUGGGAUGUUUGUCUAUGCGUUAUUAUUACUACUAAUGGGAUGGUUAGGCUUCUUAUUUGGUUUACUUACUGCUGUAUUAUCAACUACAAAAUUAUUCGCUGUGUACAUUAUAACCGGGUCAUCUAUGACACAGUUCUUAUUAUCAGGUUCAAUAUGGCCUUUGGAAGGACAGCCCCAAUUAUUAAGACAAGUAUCCAAGCUACUUCCUAUAAGGCUAGUAGGAAAUAUAAUGAACAACAUAGCAAUAAAAGGGUGGACAUUGGAUCAUCCAUCAAUCAUAACGGAGACUUCAUUGACGGUUUUGUACAAUAUUUUAUUAAUACUUGUAUUAAUCGUAUUAGGAAAAAUAAAAAAAGACUUGUGGGUUAUACAGAAAUAG